AUGAAAAGUAACGGACAGUCAGAUAUAGUCAGGCACUUUGGUUUGCAGUUAAUAGAAAACUCGGCUAGAUUUCACUGGAAUGAGUAUGAUCAAUCGGAAAAGGAUCAGAUCAAACAAUAUGUAGUAGAAUUAAUUCAACAGGUAGAUUUGCGAGAUUCUCUAACAUGUAUAGUAGGAAGUUCAUCUGCGCUGCAAGCCAGGUAUCCGGAUGGCGUAAAGAGCAAUAAUUCACGUGCCGGCGAAUUGACAAUAAUGCAAGGGGAACCCGAUAAUGAAGGAUGGUUAAUGAGAUGGGUCAGAUCUCUCGAGCAAUUAUUAACAGAAUGGCAAUAUCAGAGCCAAAAUCAAUCUCCUACUCUUCUAGUUCAUGAGAAGCUUGCGGUUGCGACCAUCAAUACUAUAUCCGCGCACGUGGAAUGGAUUUUUGCAAAGUCCGUGGUCGAAACAAAAACGGUGUUGGCAUUGACGAAUUGCUUGUUGAGUGACUGUUAUGGGAUAAAAAUGGAAGCGAUUGAAGGCUUAUCCGUUGCUCUCUCUCGAACCUACCAAACGCCAGAAGAUCGAGCAUUUAUCAGUGAACCAUUCUAUGAACAAGACGGCGUGGACUUAUUGAUUGCGGUAUAUGGUAAGAUACAACCCUCCAGACAAGUCUUACUGUUGGAAGAACAUGAAUACAAAUUUUUGAAAAAAUUCGCGGAGGUGGUCGUAGAAAUUGGGGAGAAACACAUUUGUUUCAGGAAUAACACUUUGAUACCUAAGCAAUUUCCAAAGUAUUUAGAGUUGGUAUAUGAGAUUUCCAAACAUCCAUCAAACGUGAUCGCGUCGACAACAAUAGCGUUCUGGCAAUCAGCAUUAAGGCAUCCACACAUUUCCAAGGGUUUUAAUGAACAAGAGGAAUUAUUAUUAAUGCUUCUCGAACUUUUUGCCCAGAGACUUAAGAUGUUAUUUCAACCCGAGGAUGCCGAUAAUGAGAUUACUUAUUAUAUUGAUAUGGAAGGGUAUUCCAACGAAUAUCGCAUUUUUGCUCAAACACUUCGUACGAAGUUUGUUGAUACGAUAAAAGCAAUUACACAAAUGAAGCCAAUUUCAUCAUUCAAUUGGAUGGUUCAAAAGACUCAAAUCACAAAUGACCUGAAAAAUCUAUUGCAAAUGUUGCUAAGUCUCGAUUAUUCGGACGUUGUGAUGACGCAUCGGUAUUUGGCAGCUUUAGUUUCCUUUGUAGAUAUAUUAGUUAUUGAUUCAUCGUUGCUAUUCCCUGUUCUACAGAAGUAUACUGUUUCACCUACCACUCCAUAUCUUCCCAUACCCAUCCAACGCCUACGAAGUGGGGCAAUUAGUACAUUGAUAAAAUUUGGCACCGCAAUGCCUGAUAUAUUGAUGGCUUCUGGAAUUAAUCUUUUGUCAUCUGUUGUCAACGAUAUGAAACAGAAUGGCACUUACACCAAAAGUGCGGGCAUUGAGUCCGUGCCUGGUGAAAUGUUAGAACAAUAUAGGGUUGCCAGAUCCAAGGUACCUCUAAAUGAAAAGUUGGGAAGUAUGGAUUCGAGAGUAGAUGUAAGUUUGUGGGGAAAAUAUGUCCCCACUAUUUUAUCCACAACUUUGGCGUUGAUAAGAUUGCUCCAUCAACUUUGGAACGUUGAAUCAUGGAGAGAAAUGCCUAUUGAGUUGCAAGGGAUUUUGUUGCUGAGCCAGGAAGAAAAGGCGAAUAUUUUAGGCCUGUCACAAAAGUCUCCAUUAACCGAUUUAUACAUUGUUCGACCUUAUAUCCUGAAUUGCUCGACACCUGAAAUUUUGUCUGGAUUUUUACCACAACUACUAAAAUACAUGGAUGAAAAGCUAUCAACCGAAUGGGCAAUUUUAACCGCGAAAGGAAUCUUGACAUCAUCUACCGAAGAGUUCAAUGAAAUUCCGAAUCUGGAUCUUACAAGUGAUGCCUCAGAUGAAAUAUUGAGUGAGCAUCUGCUAAGGGAUUUGACAAGAGCCUACAUAGUUGAACGUGAGGUAUUACGGGAAUUUGUGGGCAAGACUCUACUAGCGGCAGCACUCCAAGCACUGAAUGACGGAUAUCAUAAAGAAAUACAUCCUGUUAUUAUUUCAUUGAUUACAGACUUGUAUAUUGAUUUGAGACCGCUCUCCCCUAUUCCGUAUGAAACAUUGGCACAAUUGUUAAAUAUGGAUCAUGUACGAUUGCAGGAAUUUGAAACGUCGCUGAGUCAGGCGACCGAAAGUAAGGCACGCAAAAUUAUUGUUAGAAAUUUUCUUGAAGGGAUUACAGGGCUCUCUACGGGUGAAUGGUUUAAAGUGCCAGAUGCAUCAUCCACCAUACAAAACAGAAGAAUUGCUUACGGGAACUACGAAAAGCCCCGACUAGGGGUGUUGGAUGCUGUGGAUGAUCCAAACGAGGUUGGAAUAGAAAGAUGGUUCGAGUAG
Acaulospora colombiana is the source of this 2430-nucleotide messenger RNA. The record is from the annotation of a GenBank genome assembly. NCBI's taxonomy places the organism in Eukaryota, Fungi, Glomeromycota, Glomeromycetes, Diversisporales, Acaulosporaceae.